AUGGCGGAGAGGUACCUCUCUCAGGGAUCUCCCUCCUCAGGGUUGACCAGCGGAUCCAACUCCAUCCAUGGCUCCUUCGGGAAGAGACGGCAGCACCACCAGAAACGCCAUUGCAGGCCAAUCUCCGGCGGCGCCCCAUUCGUCCUCUGCAACUUCUGCAUGCGACUCCUCCAGCUCCCCGUUGACUUCCUGGUCUCCAGAGGAAGACGCCACAAGCUCAGGUGCGGAAGUUGCUCCCAGGUCCUCGUCUUCUUCUUCCACGGCGGCGGCCACAUCCAGGAGGAGGAACCCGUCUCCUUCUCCGACGAGUUUGGCCCGCCGGUGAGCAAGAGCUACUCCACCGACGGCGAGCCGCCGGCGGAGCGGCGGCGUGGGAAGCAGCAAGAGGGGUUCCCCCUCCACCGCCUCAUGGGGUACCCUUCGGCCCGCGACGUGAUCUGCCAGCCCUGCGAGGAGGACGACAACAGGUACGACCUCUACGAUUCCUACGACGAGGCACACUUUCACGAGGGGGGGAUCAGCCGAUCUCCCGAGGAAGAAGACGACGAAGCGCAGAGGGAGUUCAGAGAAGAGAAGAAGACCUGGGCGGACGAUAAGAAAGCGGAGGGGCUGCUCAUCAAGAGGCCAUCCCUCCCCUCCGUGGGCUGA
Spirodela intermedia is the source of this 648-nucleotide messenger RNA. Lineage: Eukaryota; Viridiplantae; Streptophyta; Magnoliopsida; Alismatales; Araceae. The record is from the annotation of a GenBank genome assembly.